Physcomitrium patens is the source of this 1861-nucleotide messenger RNA. Its product is annotated as mitochondrial dicarboxylate/tricarboxylate transporter DTC. The record is from RefSeq and is a predicted model, not a curated record. NCBI's taxonomy places the organism in Eukaryota, Viridiplantae, Streptophyta, Bryopsida, Funariales, Funariaceae.
GCUGGCUCCUUGUACGGUGCGAGGGAACGAGCGAGGAGGGAGGAGGGUGCCAAUGAUUGAAGUCCGCCCGUCGCUCCUGCGCCUCUGGUGCCCCAUCGGAUGCGCUCCAUUGCUAUUUUAGAUUUUUUCCGAGAAGGACACUCGCUCUUCUUUACCAUCGGAUUUGGAUCUAUUUCUGGCUUCCGUUCUGCCACCGUCACUUUUUUCCAGCCUCCAGCGCCACCCAAUUCUCCAGAGUUAAGUUUUGAUCGACAAAGGAUUCCACCUCAAGGCCCUUCGAGACUUUCUAGAUCCCCCACGCCCAGGCUUGCGCAGCACCGUAAGCCAUUGUGGUGGUCGUGAGACCGGUCCCUAGUGUUGGAGAGUGGAAGCGAUGGCGGAUACGAACAAGACUGUAUCGCCCCCGAGUGUGGACGCCGGGAAGGCUACCGCGACGGUAUGGACCGCCAUCAAGCCGUUUGUGAAUGGUGGGUUGUCGGGUAUGGGUGCGACGUGCGUGAUCCAGCCCGUGGAUAUGAUCAAGGUGCGUAUUCAGCUGGGUCAGGGAAGUGCUUUGGUGGUGGCCAAGAAUGUUAUUGCGAAUGAGGGGUUUGGCGGACUGUACAAGGGUUUGUCCGCUGGGUUGCUGCGGCAAGCUACUUACACGACUGCGAGGCUGGGGACGUUUAGAAUUCUGACUAAUAAGGCUGUGGCGGCGAACGAAGGGAAGCCUUUGCCAUUGUAUCAGAAGGCCUUGUGCGGGUUGACAGCCGGUGCUGUUGGAGCCUCCGUGGGCUCACCUGCAGAUCUUGCCCUAAUCCGGAUGCAGGCGGAUGCUACCCUCCCCGAAGCCCAGAAGCGGCACUACAAGAAUGCCUUCCAUGCCCUCACCCGGAUCUCCAAGGACGAGGGUGUGUUGGCCCUGUGGAAGGGAGCUGGCCCCACUGUGGUGCGAGCCAUGGCAUUGAACAUGGGUAUGCUUGCCUCUUAUGACCAGUCUGUGGAGUUCUUUAGGGACUCUUUGGGCUUCAGUGAAAUUCCCACUCUCGUCGGCGCCAGUGCGGUGUCUGGGUUCUUCGCAUCGGCGUGCAGCUUGCCAUUCGACUACGUGAAGACGCAAGUGCAGAAAAUGCAGCCGGGGCCAGACGGGAAGUACCCAUACACCGGGUCUGUGGACUGCGCGUUGAAGACACUGGCACAGGGAGGACCUUUGAAGUUCUACACCGGAUUCGGAACGUACUGCGUGCGAAUUGCGCCGCAUGUUAUGAUGACCUGGAUCUUCUUGAACGAAAUCCAGAAGUUGGAGAAGGCGUAUGGUUUGUGAAUUAGUCUUCAAAUCACCAAUGUUCGGUUAGUUACAUCCAUGCAUGGUGCCUUCAGUGCCUGAUUACUUUCUCCUACUUUUGGUUACCUGAGAUUUACAAGACUGGUCCCUAGAAGUUUGUGCUGUUAGAUUUAGAUUUCUAAGUUUCUCAUGUCAAGGCAGUUUGUGAUGCUUGUUAGGGCACUAAUACUAAUGUUGGAGGACUUGGGAGAUGUUUUCCCUUUACUGUGGGGCUUUGACCGUAUACGUACAUGCUUCUCUGGAUUUGGGACGUUGUUGCUUAAAUGAUCAUGUGUAGGGGAUAGAAUAAAGCGAUUUUUAGUCAUGAUUGCAGGUCGAUCACCAUUUUGAGAUGUGUUUGUACAUCUGCGACUUGCUCUGUAAUUGCUAUCUGCAUAUGACUAGGUGUCGGGGUAGAGUAGGGAGUGGGUGGGCAAUUGGCCUUCUGUAGCUCACCUCCAAUUCGUUACUGAACAUCUUGACCACCACCCACCUUCUUUGCGCGGAAGGAGAGUGGUCUGUAUUUAAGAAGAAACCAAGAGUACCACUUUUGAUCCA